Messenger RNA from Patiria miniata (bat star), 1765 nucleotides. Its product is annotated as mitoferrin-1-like. The transcript is spliced from 4 exons. Bases 131 to 1234 code for a protein of 367 amino acids. Gene Ontology annotation, biological process: iron import into the mitochondrion. Lineage: Eukaryota; Metazoa; Echinodermata; Asteroidea; Valvatida; Asterinidae. The record is from RefSeq and is a predicted model, not a curated record. Gene Ontology annotation, cellular component: mitochondrial membrane. Gene Ontology annotation, molecular function: ferrous iron transmembrane transporter activity.
AGUAACAUCGACUGGCCCAAAGUAGUCACGUGACAGGCACACUGGUUGCGAGACAAGAUGGCAGCCUUGGCUGAGAGAAACGUGGAGUGGAGCUUCACUGUUUUGGAAGCCUAAUUAUUUCCACGAAAUAAUGCUGACACCACGGAACAUCCAGCCUCCUAGAAUCCCCGAUAGUCUGCCGAAAAUCCCAGACUAUGAUUUUGGCGCCGCUCGCCGGCGCGUCAUGGACAAAGACAGUGAAGAACACAAUGCUAAUCAGCACCACAACAGCGCCGGUAUCGCAACCAAUCUGCUCGAGUUGGCAGCGGCAACCAUUUCGGAAGAGCUCGAGUACGAGUACGAGGGCCUGCCGGAAACCACCACGCUAACCACUCACCUGAUGGCCGGUGCGAUAGCCGGGAUCAUGGAGCAUUGUGUUAUGUAUCCAGUGGAUAGUGUUAAAACGAGAAUGCAAACUAUACGACCGUCACCAAACGGCAGGUAUAAGAACGUUUUUAGCGGCCUGGCCACCAUCGUGCGCAACGAGGGGCCGUUUGGUGUGGUCCGAGGGCUCAACGCGGUGGCCCUUGGGGCGGGGCCGGCCCACGCUUUGUACUUCGCCUGCUACGAGAAGAUGAAGCACAUGCUGAGCACCCGACCCGGACAGAAUCCACUCGCCAACGCUUGUGCGGGGAGCCUGGCGACACUGCUACACGACGCUGCCAUGAAUCCAGUAGAAGUGAUCAAGCAACGCAUGCAAAUGUUCAAAAGCCCCUACAAGAACGUGACUGAGUGCGUUCGGACCAUAGUCAGGACAGAGGGCAUGCAUGCAUUCUACCGCAGCUACACCACGCAGCUGACCAUGAACAUACCCUUCCAGAGCAUUCACUUCGUCACCUACGAGCUCGGGCAGGAGACGCUCAACCCAGCGCGGGAGUACAACCCGACCAGUCACAUGGUCUCGGGGGGUGUGGCUGGAGCCGUGGCGGCCGCCGUCACGACCCCGCUGGACGUCUGCAAGACCUUACUCAACACGCAGGAGAAAGGAGUGCUGAACUGCGGCGGCAAGCACAGGACAGAAAUCAAAGGCAUGGUCAAUGCCUUCCGGACGGUCUACCGCAUGAACGGGGUCAGGGGUUACUUCAAGGGCCUCCACGCCCGCGUCAUCUUUCAGGUGCCCGCCACGGCCUUAUCUUGGUCCGUCUACGAGUUCUUCAAAUACUUCAUCACCAUGUCGAGGGCACAAUCAUCAUGAUCUCUUCACCGAUCAGAUGCUAUUUGAAACGCACACAAAAAGGCGCACAAAUUAGAUUUUCCAGAAAAUAUUGGGUAAACACCUGAAAAGAACGUUUUUUAUAUAAUUCUAUUAAAUUAGGUGAAAAUAUAUUGAAAAUUUAAAUGUAGAACUGACAAGUAGGCUUAUUAGGAGCUUCUGACAAUGUAGAGUAUUUCCCAGGUUGAGUACUUUGUGUACAGCAGUAUUUUCUGAACACCAUACUUUUUUUUCUAUGAGCAGAGGACUUUGAAUUGAAAAAAACAAUUUUGCAGUUGGAACGGAAGUUAGUGAGAGAUGAAGAUUGUGUAACAGAUAUUUGUCAUAUUUUGUUGUUUUGGGGAACGAAUCUGAUUGGAAAGCAUCAUUGACUGAUUCAAACACUGCCAAUAAGAAAAACAACAAUCAGGGUGACCUUAAGGUCAUGGCAAAAUUCUGCUAAAUGUGCUUCAAAAAUCUGUCAGAUUUAUCAAAAAUCUUGCAAAUUCCCCAGAAUUACUCAAAAUACACUAU